Aedes albopictus (Asian tiger mosquito) is the source of this 4519-nucleotide messenger RNA. Its product is annotated as RRP12-like protein. The coding region runs from base 127 to 4329 and encodes 1400 amino acids. The record is from RefSeq and is a predicted model, not a curated record. NCBI's taxonomy places the organism in Eukaryota, Metazoa, Arthropoda, Insecta, Diptera, Culicidae. The transcript is spliced from 7 exons.
UUUGUUUUGUUUCUUUUUCGGCUGCCAUCAAUCCAGUUCGUCGUGCGCCGCGUGUGUUAAUUUUCAUUGUUGCAGUGAAAAAUUUCGUGAAAAUUCAAUAAAAAUACUUAUUACAGUGCAGUGAAAAUGAGCAAAUUCCGUUCAAAGUUGAAGAAGAAAGUGGGAGGCAAGCGGUGGUCCCGCGGGCAAGCCUCGACCUCCAAUCCCGAAACGAGUAAACAUCGCGCGAAGGCUAAGAGCCGUUUCUUCCAGGCAAAUCUGAGCUUGGCUCCGCCGGUGCAGCCGGAUGGGUCACCGGCCAGCAAGCUCACAUUGGAGGCCGUGAUGAAACACGAAGCCAUUCAGUCGUACAGUGGCGCCGGCAAGAAGGCGGAUCCGACGGUGAACGACAUUGCGGCAAGCAUUCGGUCGUUUAGUAUGCAGGACGGCAUGGACGGGGAUGGGAUGACGGAAUCGGCCCUGGGCGGUGGGACGUUCAAGACGUUUCAAACGUUCGCGUCGAAUUUCAGCGCUUGCAGUAAUAUGAGUUUUAAGAAGCUGUUGAACAACUUCCGGGCCGACUCGCAGGUUCAGAAGGACAUGUUGGCCAUUUUGGCGGCGCUCACUGAGGUGAUUAAGGAAAGAGGUGGAUCUCAGAGCAGCACGGAGUACUUCCUGGCGCUGAUGGAAACUAUCGAUGCCACAAAGGAGGAUAGCGACACAGUUGCGGCCGUCUCGUUGCUCUCGAUGGGCAUCAAGUCCGUUCCGGAAGCGGUGCUGAGGAAAAAGUUCUCCGAAACGGGACAAUCGCUGCUGGGCCUGCUGGAGCGCUACGCCGAUUCUGACAACCAGAAUAUGGUCCGCAGCAUCAUCGGGUGUUUGUCGGUGCUGAUGAGGGCGCAGGAAUAUUCCCAGUGGAAACUGUCGUCGACGUUGAAGUUUUUCGACGCUCUUCUGGCCUUUGUGAUCCACACCAAACCGAAGGUGCGAAAGGCGGCGCAACAUGCCGUGGUUGCGAUUAUCCAUGGCAGUUGCUUCAUGCUUCCGCCGAAGAUAGAGAACAAAGAAGGGGAAGAGGACGAUCAGAAGAUGGAAGAUGGAGAAUCUCCAAAGCCGCUGGUCAAGUGCCAUCCGGUUGGUGGGCGGGUGGCCAAAUUUUGCGUGGGGCAGUUCCGGCCGGAAAAUGUCGGAAACAAUCAAACGCUGGUCUUGCAUACCUUGGGAUUGCUGCACAAUGCUUUGCCAGGAUUCUCCAAGGACGAUAUCAAGCUGGUUGCGGAAAGCUUGCUGUCCAUUAUGACCGCUACGAAUGUGCUGAUCAGGACCAACUGUUUCCAGACGUUCCAUUCGCUGUUUGCAUCAAAGACCGAGAAUCUUACGCCGGUGCUGGCCGGGAAGCUGAUUGCGGCCUUGUACGAUUACCGUCCGGACAAAUCCGACUCCAAGCAAACGAUCGCCUGGCUGACGGUGCUGAAGGAGGGUCACUUGUUCCUGGGAAAAUUCAACUUAACCAUGUGCAGCAGUGCUCUGCCUCGGUUGGUCGAUGUUUGCACUCAGGACUUCUGGGGAUCGGACAAGAUGGAAGUGGUAUCGGCUGCUUCCAAUGCUCUGAAGGAUAUCCUCUACGAGUGCAUCCAACCGUGCUGCGACGAUGAAGAAGUCGAGAAGCACCGUGUCUCGCUCGAGAAGGUUCUUAAAUCAAUCAGUGAAGUGUUGACUUCCUCUCCUUUCGGUCAUGCCUCGAAUCAAGUUCUGAUCAUUCUGGCCAUUGCUUUCGACCUCGCCGGAAAACACUUUGGACCUGUUCUUGCUCCAGCUCUCAAGACCCUCGGAAAUCGUUAUGAUCCUCAGUCAUCCACCAGAAUCCAGAUUGAACACGCCGUCCUUCAAGCGAUCGGAUCCAUGGACACCGGCCUUGUCUUGGAGUGUAUCCCCCUGGCUGAAGCAUCCGGCAAGAUCGAUCUCGAUCGUACAUGGGUCCUUCCACUGCUUCGAGAAGGCCUCAACCAGUCCCGCCUUGAGAUCUUCAACAACGUCAUCCUGAAGCUAGCCUAUCAAUGCUACGUCCUCUGGAACAAGUUCAAGGAGUCCGACAACAAACAACAAGCUCACAUCUUCGAACUGCUCUGCUGCCAACUGUGGGGCCUCUUCCCUGGCUUCUGUCGUCGACCCAAAGACAUCCAGAACUUCCGCCUGAUCGCCAAAACCCUCGGAACCGUGCUCAACGAAAACCCGGACCUCCGAUCCCCAAUCCUAGAUGGCCUCAAGGAACUCAUCCCUCACCUGGAAACCGACGCCGACAAAGCCGAAGUCGGCAAGUUCGCCAAGAACUUCCUGCCUCGCCUGUUCAACAUCUACACGACCAAACCGAAAGGCAGCUACGAGAACGAAGUCCGCCAGGCGGCCUUCGAAACCAUCAAAGCCUUCCUCACCGUCACACCGCAGUCGGUCCUGGAAGAGAUGCACACCGUUGCCCUGAACGAACUGACCACCAAGGCACCGGGAACAUUCAUCUACGACAUGCUGUUUGACGUGGUUGAACAACUGUCGCUCUACCAAUCGUCCGAGAAACUUGACGACAUCUACCAGCGGUACAUUAGCGUGAUCCUGAAGCGGGAUAAAUCGCAAGAAACCGUCGCCAAAACAAACGCAAACGUGCGCCGUCAGAUGAAGAAGGCGUUCAAACUGCUGAAGGAGGUGCUGGCUUCCGAUAACGCCGGAUGUGUGGAGUUUGUCGCGGCGAAGCGUGGGAACAUCGAGAAGCUGCUGCUUGGAACGCUGCACGCCACAUUCGAUGGCAUUCAGGCACCGCGGUUGGCAUGUCUAAAACUGCUCAUCGAGAAGAACCCGGAGGUUAAGCUCAGCAACAAGAUCAUUACCCGGACGGUUCCGGAGGCGGUCGCUUCCUACUCGGUGGAAGCCGUCAAGCACGAAAACCUCUCGAACGAUCUGAUCGAACUGAUCGGCAACAUGUUCAAUAUCGAGGGCAAAAUCAAGGACUUUGAGAAUUUGAUCAUCGCCGGAUUGGUCGGCGAUACAACUCUGGUUACGAACACCAUCUGGGUGUUGAAGAACGUUCUGCAGACCUUUACCGGUGCCAUGACGGUGGAAUCGCUCCGCUUCAUGCUGGAACAGGUUCUGACCAUCAUGGUGGGCAACAAUCGUUCCGAGGUGGAUGCCGCCAUUAACUUCCUGCUGUUGUACAUCAAGAUCCUGCCGGUGCCGUUGGUCACCAACGAUCUGCCGUUGAUUACAAAAGCCCUCUCUCAAAUGGUUCCGGAUACAAAGCGACACUGUCGAUUGCUGGUGGGAUACACUCUCAAGCGGUUAUGCAAGCGAUUCGGAGCGGAGGAGAUCGUCAAACUAGUGCCCGGAAACGAUGAAGUUACCCACAAGCGAUUGAAGAAGAUUCGCAAGGAAUUGGCCCGGGCCAAACGGAACAAGCUGGCCGAUCAGAAGAAGAACAAAAAGGGUGCCAGCCAGGAUGACGAAGAUGACGAUGAGGACGACGGCUUGGCCGGUCAUUUGGAGAAGAAGAGUCUAACGAUCGAUGACAUUCUGGAGGACUCGGAAUCGGACUCCGAUUCGGGCGUGGAGGACGAAAAAAGGGCCAAGAAGAAGAUGGACACCUACAUCAAGGAGUCGCCGGAAAACAUUGUGGAUCUGGCGGAUUUGGAUGCGAUCAGCAAGAUUACCACAUCUCAGCCGAUGGAUCACUCUCAGCCGGGCACAUCGCAGCCCAAGAAGAAGAAGGAUGUCAAUCGAGGCUUCGCGACGGCUUCGGAUGGUCGGUUAAUCAUCGAGGACAUUGAAGACUACUCCGAUUCGGACGAGGAUCCGGACGAGAAUGUCGGUUAUAAGGACAAAGCCAAAAAGCGAGUGUACGACGAGGAGGAGAGUGAUUCGGAUGCUGAGCGCGGGGAGGAAGCCGGUGCCGAGGCCGACGGACCCUCGUCUCGCAAGCGAAAGGCAAUGGAAGCGAUGAGUAUGCGGUCGGGCAUGAGCGGUGCCAGCAGUCGGUACGUGGCCGGUGGAAAGGGUAUCCAUCGACCGGUGGCGGCGUCGGUCAAGUCCGGAUACAGCAGCAAAUCGACCAAGUCCAACAAAAGCGCCAAGACUUACGCCUCCGCCGGAACGGAGUACAAAUCCAAGAAGGCACAGGGCGAUAUGCUGAAGAAGGGCAAGCAUGAACCGUAUGCUUAUGUGCCACUGAGCAGGAAUUCGCUGAAUAGACGAAAACGAGCAAAGAACGCCGGUCAGUUCAAGAGUAUUGUCAAGGGAGCCCGGAAGGGUGCGGCAGCCGGGGCGAAGAAUCGAAUGGUGAAAAAAGCUGGUUCCAAGCGUAAGUAGAAUGCGCUGGUUUCGGCCUAAGGUAAGGGAAGUUCUUUCGGCAAUCCUCAUAGCACAUGUUGAUUCAAGUUGUAACUGAGUUUAAUCGUUGCUAUCUACUGGCUAUUGAAGUAGAGUUUGUUGGGUCAAGUCAGAACGGGAAUAUGCUGAUUCCGAGUGUAAAUAAAACAGUUUCUAUAUAUUAUCUUUA